UAAUGAGUUGUGUAAUAGCACUUCCACAUCCUUUGUAUCAAUAUAUCUUUAAUAUCAAUAUAGGGAAUAACAAUAGGUGGCGCAGUAUAAACGCUGUACGGGUAUGGGACCUGUUUUCCAGAUAAGGGAUAUUUAUUUGUAAUUUGGAUUAGCUUUUCUAGCAUUUUGUUGACCUACCCAUCUUUUCUAUUGCAGAACUUAAAAACAUGUUUAGAAGAUUCUUUAAAAGAAUUCGGAAAAUCUUUAGAAGAAAGAAGGUUCAUCCUACAACCUGUAUUGAAACAGAGUCCAGUAGCCCAGAUGUUGCUGCACCCCAGGAGUUUUGUGUAACAGAACAUGUUACACAGGGGAAGGACUUAUUUGUUGAAGAAUUGAAAGUUGAAAAUCUCAUUGAAUCUCCAGUUCAAGUAUUGACCGAUGAGGCAAUAGAAGAGCCCAUCGAGAGUCUGAUUGAUGAACUGAAUGAUGAGAAAGAGGACAAAAAUUCUGUUGCAACUCUAUUAGUGGAUAUGGAGAAAGAACCACAUGCAACAUAUAUAAUAGUGAAAGAAGCUGUGGAAUGUCUAGAUACUUUACAGUAUCCAGAUCCAGAAUGUCCUCAAAGUGCUUCUCCUGCAGAGGUUUUUAUGCAGGACGAGGAAAAUGUAGUUGAAGAUUUCGAGACCCAAGAUAAAAAUGAUGAGAAGGAAAUUGCUGAUUCAGAUUCAGAAGAUGAUAGGUCCAGUCUUCUGGAUUGUUCUUCUGAGUCCAGCGGAGACAGCAUUUCCAGUGGUUCAAGUGAAAUGGAACCACCUAUGAUAAGUGUUACAGUGAGACCAAAAUUACCACGAGUGGAAGAAACUGAGAAACCACCAGAUUCUCCAGAGCCACUAGAUAGCUCAGAAAGAUCACUUGACUCUUCACCAAGAUAUUAUUAUUUGGAAGAUUCACAUGAGUACAAGAGUCAAGGGGAGGACUCCAAUGGUUUGGAUGUACAGACUAAAAGGCAAAGACCAAAGUACUACAUUAAUAGAAUCGAGAAAUCCUCAGAUUCUUCAGAGCGAGCACAUUGCCUUGAAAUGGCAUUACCAGCUAUACAUCAAAGUGAGUUGGCCAGAACUCCUUCCAAAUCUAAAUCAGAAGACUAUAACAUCCUUAGUGUGCUGGGAGAAGGAUCUUUUGGACAGGUGUUUCUGGCAGAGCACAAACAUUCAAAGAAGAAAUUUGCGAUUAAGGCUAUUACAAAGAAUGUAUAUGACGAACAUGCCACUCAAAAGUAAGUAUGGAAGUAAAUAAAAGAAUAUAUUCAUAAAAAACAAAGCAAACAGCAAACAUUCAGUUGAUCACCCAUCUUGGGAUGUUAGUGCUUUA
Messenger RNA from Xenopus tropicalis (tropical clawed frog), 1350 nucleotides. It is a transcript of the gene pkn2l.2, whose product is annotated as protein kinase N2 like gene 2. Gene Ontology annotation, molecular function: nucleotide binding; ATP binding; protein serine/threonine kinase activity. The coding region runs from base 207 to 1259 and encodes 350 amino acids. NCBI's taxonomy places the organism in Eukaryota, Metazoa, Chordata, Amphibia, Anura, Pipidae. The transcript has 11 exons. The record is from RefSeq and is a predicted model, not a curated record.